AUUGUGUUCGGUUCCGGUGUCUAGGAAAACGCACGUGAAUUUGUUUUCUAAACAUCGUUUUUAUUAGGAGAGCUUUGUCAUGUCAAUACGGUGAUGGAAUUCUGUGCAGAACUAGCUGUUUUUCAGUCUGCAGCGAAAUUCGCAACGUUAGAGUUUCCAAGUCCAGCUGACAUUACAGAUUCGGACGAAGUGCAGAAAUUCACUGACCUGAUAUCACCAUCUGUCCGUGAGAUCCUCGAUGGGCUGGACAGUGAGCGCAGUCUCUUGGACAGAAAUGUGUGGAACUUCAAGCUGCUGUCUUUCCUGCUGACACACAUCUUGAAGAACAGCCACAACAAGGACCAGCAGGUUGAUGCAGUCAAAGAAAAUGGAGCUUCCAACAGUAAUGACAGAUCUCUGGAUAAGGCAGAGGCACUGACAGUCACUGACAACAAGGGCUCCAAAACAGCUGAUCACAUUUUUCAACAUUUCCCAUGCUUGAAUCUAGCAAUCCUUUUUGAGCUUGUUAAGAGGUUUAAGUGGAAUGGACAGCUUCUUGAGUGUUUGCAAGUCCUGAAUGAAUCUGAAGCAGCAAUAGUUGUCGAGUCCAUUAUUGAAGAGGUCAAGUCAUCAGAUGACCCCAACAACCUUGAACUUGUGGUCACCUGUCAGAAAUACCUCUUCUGGUUGGUGAUCAAGUCAGCCAAUCACAACCAGGGCCAGCUUAAUGUUGCCAUGACAAUGGAACAUACUGUAGAUUGGUUUCACCAGCAUUUGAAUAAGAUUAACCAACAAGAGCUACUGUCUAAAGGAUUAUUAAUUGAAAUUAUUCAUGUACUUGUCCUUCUUGGAUGUGUUUGUUGUAAUGAAAUCUGUAUUACUGAGUUAAGAACAUUGCUCUUACAGUCAGAACAGGGAAAAGAUAAAACUGUUGUUCAUCGAGAAACAACGAGGAUUUUAGGACUUUUGAAGUCAAGAACAAGACAAGAUUGUGAAAAUAACUUUUCAGAAUUACUACAGAGGAUUCACCAAGGUUUUCCAAAGCUAACAUGGUUGGAGGUUUCAGCUUCUUUUCUGAAAGACUUGAACAGUGAAGGAGAGAGCCAAUUAGGAAGAAACGCUGCAUUAAUGGAAGACCUGGCAAGGGAGACAACUCUAGAUCUUGGCAUAAUGGACUUGAAUGUGAUUUCUUUUUAUGAGAGAUUACUUGAAACAACCAAAAGUGAUAGCUCUGGAGAUACGAGGAUGUCUACAGUACAUCAGUUCCUGGCAUCAUUUGAAUCCCAUCGCUGCCACCAGAUGGCACUGAAACAGAAGGAGGAGGAAGAGAGGCAGGGGAAGAUAACUCUUGAGGAAAUAUUGUUUGGGAGAUUGGCUGGCUUUGAGGCAUGCAUUACAAGAAUCGUAACUUGCUGUGAUCCUGCUUGUUGGAGGAAUGAAAGAUACACAUAUUUAUUGCGAGAGAACUGUGAUUUGUUGUUUUCUGAGUCCGACAUCCAAGCUCUCCUUCGGACACUACGGACAUUAAUCAGGGUCGAAUGUCAAGGUCUACCUUUAGCCCCAGUCCUGCAGAUUUUGUUAGAUGCCUUUUCAAGAUUACCAAUCUUGACCCAAGAGAAGAUAAUCCUUGAGAACUUCCUGUCUUGUGAUGACCCUGACCUUCUCUCCUCUGUGGGCAGCUUCCACCAGGAGAUGAACAUUGCCUUCAACCAGUUCACCAGCGAAACAUCAGAAAAAGACCUCCGAGCUGUGUUGAGGCUGUCCCUGGUCGACCCUGUAGCUGUGGUGGAGUAUGCUGUCACUGUUGCAGUCAAAAGUUCAGGACAGAUUCCAGUCGUACUGAAGAUUUUCAACUCGAUGCCGGACUUGUGUCGUUGUUGCUAUGGCAGCCACCAACCUGAGAAAUCUCUCCUAUGUCAUGUGAUCACCAAGUAUUUGCUGGUGAACAAACUUGAUCGAAAUGAAGAGAAGAAUUUAAUCAAGUUUAUUUCUACUGCUGUGCAGAGUUUUCACAGAGAAGUCAAUGGCUACACAUUUGAAGAAGCUGCCAUCUUACCCCCAGCAGAGUUUGCCUCUGCAGCUAUCUUGCCUUUCAUUGGCUCAUGUAACUCAGGAGAUCAAGAACAGCCAAUCAACACAGAGCUUGCUUUGAGGCUCUUCAUCUGUGUACUGGAGAGAAGUGACAAGGACUGUGACUGGUUGAUUGAACUACAGCCACAGACGCUACUUCUAUGUCUGUUUGAGCUACUUGAUGAUUGUGUGGAGUUGUGGGAUGGUCGAGUGAACAAGUCCGGUAUAAAACAGUCCUGCUUGAGAUGUCUCCAGCUGAUGCAGGCAAAAUGUGCUGGAAUUUUCUCCAAAUUGCACGUGAUGGCUGCUGAUUGGUUGAAAUCGAAAACGAAGGAUCUUGAUUGGACGGUUCUGGUCCACCUUCAGAAGACUCUGUCCUGCCUGGACACAACACAGGCCGCUGGACACCAGGUGUUUGUUGAGGACCUAGCUGACCAUGUGAUACGAGGCUGUGCUGACAACUGCUUGCCACUACUGAGGUGUGCCAGCAUCUCUGAUGAAACAGCAACCGCCAUCAACCAGCGAAUCCCAUCUGGCCACAGAGUUAUCUCCCCUGAUGUCCUUACGUCUGCUCUGUCCCAGAUGCUGCGGAAUCUGCUGCUGAUGGAGUGGAGACGGGUGAGCGGCUGUCUGUGGACCCUCAUCACCCACGACUGCCUGACUCCUCCCUACAGGCUGCUAUUGGAUAACAAGGUUGUGUUGGCAACAAAAAAUGAGGUGAAGUGUUUGCUGACUUUGACUCAGAUACUGUCUAACGUUGUCAUGGCAACCUCUAGUGACACGUCUGCUCCUGCGUCUGCUGUCCAGCAUGUCAACACCUGCUAUGUAACAGUUCUGCAGGAACAGACCAAGGUUCUUACGGCUGUCCAGGACAGAAAAAUUGUGUCAUUUACACUCAUUCAGAUGUUAAGUCAUGUGACUGUUGCCAUGACUACAAUGGACUCGGACCAAUCAGAACCCUUGUAUGUCUUUCUGCUGGACUUGCUAGGCAAAUACAGUGACCUUAAGAAAGGGAGACAAUCUCCCAGCAACAUCCUGAAAUUCCGGGAACUGGACCAGGUUGUCGUGCAAGCUGUGGGUCUGAUGGAGGACAACAGCAGACAGGAGACAUUGUUGAAAAAACUAUUUGAGAAAAAGCAGGAGACAGGUUUGCAGAAAUGAGUGUUCAUUAAAUAAAAACAUGGAUGUCAUAGGUCAAACCUUACGUCAUAUCAAGCUGG
This is a messenger RNA of Haliotis rufescens (red abalone), 3269 nucleotides long. Its product is annotated as gem-associated protein 4-like. The coding region runs from base 94 to 3210 and encodes 1038 amino acids. The record is from RefSeq and is a predicted model, not a curated record. NCBI's taxonomy places the organism in Eukaryota, Metazoa, Mollusca, Gastropoda, Lepetellida, Haliotidae. The transcript has 16 exons. Gene Ontology annotation, cellular component: SMN complex. Gene Ontology annotation, biological process: rRNA processing; spliceosomal snRNP assembly.